Messenger RNA from Adineta ricciae, 480 nucleotides. The record is from the annotation of a GenBank genome assembly. NCBI's taxonomy places the organism in Eukaryota, Metazoa, Rotifera, Eurotatoria, Adinetida, Adinetidae.
AUGAACAAUGUGCUCAUUUUUACUGGCGUUGAACUCAAUUUCAAUCCGUCGUCGUUACCAAGUGGAUGGUCUCUGUGUUAUUCAGCAACAUAUGCAACAAUUAUGGGAGGAAGUUCCCUGCCAUCGAUUUUAUCAUCAUGCAAUCAAAACAAUUUGUUACUUGGAUGUCGACCGGUAGGUAGCGCGAGUCUGACUGUAGCAGCAAUGGGUAAUCGAAAUGAUGUGCUUUACGACUGCGGAUCCGCAAAUAAUUGUGUCCAUGUUGCGAACGGUGUAGGUUGGUAUUAUUCAGAUUCAUACUCAUGGGGUUUCGUAUCUGGUGGUGACACUGUAACACGAUCCAGCUGUGAUACUGCAUCAACAAACGCUAAUUAUCGGUUAUGUUGGCAUACUAAUAAUAAUGGUGGAUAUAGAUGUGGUUCAACAACAGACCUUAACAGCGAUACAUCUUGGGACAAGGUUAUUUAUCAAUCAAAUUGA